This is a messenger RNA of Olea europaea var. sylvestris, 3418 nucleotides long. Its product is annotated as protein SMG7L-like. The record is from RefSeq and is a predicted model, not a curated record. Gene Ontology annotation, cellular component: telomerase holoenzyme complex. Lineage: Eukaryota; Viridiplantae; Streptophyta; Magnoliopsida; Lamiales; Oleaceae. Gene Ontology annotation, biological process: nuclear-transcribed mRNA catabolic process, nonsense-mediated decay. The coding region runs from base 279 to 3254 and encodes 991 amino acids. The transcript has 8 exons. Gene Ontology annotation, molecular function: telomeric repeat DNA binding; protein binding; telomerase RNA binding.
GUUAAUUUGUCACAAGAAAAUAAUAUUUGCAGAGACUGCCAAAAAGAAAGGAUAAUAUUCUUUCAUUCUUGCAAAUGUUCAAGAACAGUCACGUUCCCCUUAUGUCGGUUUCACCCCCCAGAACAAGCACAGGAGCAGUGGUUUUCUCAGUUGUUAGUCUUCCUGAACUCUUGAGUUUCUAGGUGGGUUAAGAGAUUGCGGAUUAAACAAGUUGAGUUUAUCCUGCUGGUACUUGCUAGAUACGGAGCUUACCUACACUUGAUUCAUCAGGAGUAACAAUGAACGGUGACAGGCAUUCCAUGCUUGAAGAUCAAAGGGAAUCACAGACUUCUUUCCUUGAGGUUGUUGAUAAAGAGAAGCAAUUGUUGGCCUCAAUCUAUUCAAAUGGUCUUUUGCAUAGUGACACUAUAGAGCUAUAUCACAAAGUCCGGGCUGGUUACGAGGAAAUCAUUUUGAACAAUCAUCAGUUGGUGGAGCUUCAGGAAGUGGAAUAUCUUUUGUGGAAGCUACAUUAUAAGCACAUUGACGAAUUUCGUAAACGAAUGCGCCAACUAUCUUCCAAUGCAGAGCAUGGAAACAUUGAUUCCCAGAAAAUCAUUGAUAAACAUCUGGAAGGAUUUAAGUCAUUUCUGUGCGAAGCAGCUGAAUUUUAUAGGAAUUUAAUUAUUAAGCUUAGGAAAAGUUGUGGGCUUCCUGCAAAAGUCUUAUUGGAUAACAACAAUGACAACUCAUUUUUUGUUAAGCCAACAAAGAAACAUCAAUGUGAAUAUGCAUGCCAUCGAUUUUUAGUUUGUCUAGGGGAUCUCGCUCGAUACACCGAGCUUAUCAAGAAGCCUGAUGCCUGUAAGUGGUCAACUGCUGCAACCUACUACCUAGAAGCAACCAGGACAUGGCCAGAUAGUGGGAACCCCCAUAAUCAGUUGGCAUUGUUGGCAACAUAUGUUGGUGAUUCUUUCCUUGCUUUGUACCAUUGUAUAAGAAGCUUGGCAGUUAAAGAGCCAUUUCCUGAUGCCUGGAAUAAUCUCAUGCUACUCUUUGAAAAGAACAGAUCAUCUCAUUUACAUUUACUUUCUAGGGACGCGCACAUUGAUUUCUUGAAUCCAUCAGAAAGAUGUUCCUUGCAGAAUACAUUUCAAGCAGAGAGUGUUCCAGAUAGCAGUAACUUGGAAGACACAGAUUACUUUUCUUCUGGAGAAUUAGACUUAUGGCUCAUGUUUGUUAGGAUGAUAAGCUUCAUUUUAGUAAAAUCAAGUUUGGAGGAUUUUCCUUGUGCCCUUGCUUCCUUCAUUAGCAGGUUGGAAGCACUUUUGGCAUUAGAUAAUGCAGAACUCAAAGUCGCUUUGGAAUCUUACCAACAGGUAGAUUCGUCGAGAAGAGGCCCAUAUCGUGCUGUUCAAUUUGUUUGCAUAUUAAUCUUUGUCGCUAAUAGCCUGGUUCAAAGCCUGGAAGCAAAGGAAUCUACAGAGAGAGAUGAAACCGAGUCAUCUGCACAGACACAAUUGGCACUGGCUGCUACCUUUAUUUGCAUGGGUCGGGUUACUGAGCGAUGUCUGAAAGGAGACGAAAUGGAAACUUGCCCACUAUUGCCAGCCGUGCUAGUGUUUGUAGAGUGGUUAGUUGGUAUCCUUCAUAGAGCUGAAGCACAUUCAGCUGAUAAAAGGGUUAAGAGUUCUAUAUCCUACUUUUUUGGUGCUUUGGUCGAUUUCCUGAACCAAUUUGGUCAAAAUGAGAGUGAAAUUCCACCAGCGAAUACUGCUCUCUGGGAAGAUCAUGAGUUGAGAGGUUUUCAUCCAGUGUCUCAUGCACAUGCGUUGCUGGAUUUCACAACUGACAGAGAAUGCAUGGCCAAUUUCGAGAUCAGAAAUCCAAAUCGUUUUUCUCGUAUCUUUGAUGCUGGAAUGACAAUUGUGCACAGGUCCAAUAGUACUAUAAAGUGGAUCUUAUAUGAUCAAGUGGGAAGGAGGUUUGGUACAGGAAAGUUUGUGAAAAACCUAGACGAAGGAGAAACAGCAGUAGCAUCAUCUAGUUCCAGUAUCAAUUCCGAAGUGCCUUCUGAGAAGACUAAUGGAUCCAUAGAAGGGGUGGACGACAAUAUCCCCGCCAACGGACCCAUUGACCAAGCAAAAAAGUCUAGUUCUUUUAGAUCCAUACAUGAUGAUUUUGAUGGAUUGGAAUCUUUGCCCGAGCAAAGUCAAGGUCGCCACAGUCAAGAUAGCCAACCUACGACCACAGAUGAGGAAGAAGUCAUUCUCUUCAAGCCCAUAACUAGACAUAACUCAGUGCCAAUAUAUUCUGAUGCUUCCGGUUAUCUAAAUUCUUUAGAUCGUGCAAAUGUACAGACAACACUUCCUGAUGAAUGGUUAUGCCGCUCUACAUCGUUGUCUAUUGGUGAAAGUUCGGCACAGACAGAUACAUUUAAACAGCACGAGCCUCCUUUGAAGGAAUCGGCUGUUCACCCUGCUGGACCUCCGUCCCUUAGUGCUUGGGUCCUUAGUAAAGAUAGUUCGCACAUUGAAAGAGAGAGAGGGCAGAAGGACCUCAGGAAACAAGAAUUGAGCCCUAUUAAGGAAAUAGCUUCUACAUUUACAAAUCUCUCUAUCAACGAAACUAAGGAUUCUGAGGUGGCGUCAGGACAUGUUUCACCAAUUACCCGCAAUUAUCCUCCUUAUAUCGCUCCUUUGCCUUCAGCACCAUUAAUACCUGAUGAUGCUGUUUGGUUCACGGGGAAUUCUUCGAAUUUUCCUGAGUACAGGAAUCCAGUAGGAAAUGAUGGUAUUCUUGGCGCAGCACCAAAUACUGGAUCCCCAAAUCGAUAUGCAGUUCGAUCAUUUGAUGAAUACCCACCACUCUUUGGGAUGAGUUCCUCUGAGUGGCUCUAUCACUACAGAAACAGUCACAAUAUGGAGCAUGCACAUAAUCACCCAUCUGUUCACUUCAAUGCACCUACCCUUGGAAGUUUUUACCCAAACGAUGUUUCGAGAUUUGAUUUCUAUGAUCAGUGGGGAAAUCAUCUGGCUCCAAAUCCGAUGAUUUAUAUGGGGAACACACAAUUGCAGGCGAGCUCGUCUCAUUUUUAUGGUUCAGAUGAACAAAGAAGGGACAUGCUGUUGCUUGGUAACCAAAGAUCGUUCCCUUAUGUACGUGGUGUUGGUACAGACAUAAGAUCCGAGCAACCCCCAUUAUUGCAAUAUCUUAAAGAGAGGGAAUGGCAACUACUUCCUGAUUGUCGGGCAAGGGAUCCUACUUUUAUGUAGAACUAAUUAAGUUAUAUGAACACUUGAAGUCGUGCAUUUUCAAAUCUGCAUGCCUCGAGAAUCUAAACUUUUUCAUCAUUUACUUCAUUCAUGUUUCGGGAUGUUAUAUAUACAAGUGUAUUACAUGUGCAUAAAUGAUAGAUACAAUGUUGGUUUUUCCACAA